Messenger RNA from Syzygium oleosum, 1127 nucleotides. RefSeq lists its product as uncharacterized. Lineage: Eukaryota; Viridiplantae; Streptophyta; Magnoliopsida; Myrtales; Myrtaceae. The transcript is spliced from 3 exons. The coding region runs from base 1 to 663 and encodes 220 amino acids. The record is from RefSeq and is a predicted model, not a curated record.
AUGGAAGAUAUUGUAAUUAAUGAAUUGCCACUUUUAAAGUUGGCCAUUGCAUACUUUACAAUUGUGGAAAUUGGUGAAUUGGCGAGGCCUAGAGAUAGAGAGAGAGAGAGAGCGGGAGGGAAGAGAAGAUCAAAAGGCGGCAACGCGAAAACCAUUACGAACAUUUUUUUGGAGCCCAAAGCCGCGGUGGGGCGAAGGCCCUCCCUCCCUCCAGAGGACCGGCGGCCGCCCUCCGCCUCCGCCGCGCCGCCCGCCGCCCGCCGCGGCGCCCUCCGCCUUCGUCCUCUCGCGCGGGCGCGGGGGGGGGCGCAGGCGGGCGCCGUUCCGCUCUCCUCCGAUCAGUUCGCGGCCGCCCGUGCUCUCCUUCCCCCCCUUACUCUGUCCUCCGCGAGGAUGUUCGAACUCGACGCGCCCCGCGAGCGGGCGGGUGCUCGCAACCCUAGGUGGCCGCUUCCAGUUCGAUCGGCCGGCCGCCCUUCCCGCCCGGUGUUUUCUCGCGGUUGCAUUGUGUGGGCUUUGGGGGGCGGGGGGGGGGGGGGGGAGCGGGUGGAAGAGCGUAGGGUCCCCCUGAGGAGUCGAGGCGGCGGAGGGGCGAUCGGCGAUUGGAAGAAGUGCGGCGUGGUCAGUUCGUCCAGGGGAUUACAAGUGGUCGUCAGUUCUUGAUGUACAUGCCAGGCGGAUAGCAGAAAAAGAGAAUCAGUUGCAUCCUUAUUUGUGGUCUUCGAUUAUGCCAUGAUGGUGUUGCGUGUUGUUCAGUCUGCCACUUGAAUGAUGCAGACUGUUUGGCAAGAAUUUGGUAAGGAAAAGGAUUCUAGGAUUGGAAGUGGUUCUCUAUGCAUAUGGUCAGAAAGGAUUCGCGAGCUUAUUUAUGGAAUCAAGGAACUUUUUUUCUCAUGCCCACAAGGCUGUUUGUUGAUUCUCUUUCUACCUGCUCUCAUGGAUGAGUUUCUUCUGCAUUCUCUUCUUCGAUGGAUUUGUUGAUCUUUCGCAUUUAAGUGUUGCUAAGAUGGUACUUGUAUGGCUUCUGGCUACUUUUAUUGCCAUUAUGAUUUGUACCAUUUUUCCACCGUUUAGAGUGGAAAUAUUAACAUCACAAGCAAAUAUCUUCUUUCUUGAUUUAGAUUAAA